UUUACAUUUCGGAGAUCAAAGUAGACAGACGGGCGCACUUCGUUUUGUUUCGUUUCGUGUGUGCGCGUGAGUGAGUUGAAUUUUGAGUAUCGUUCGAUUUGUUUUAAAAUCGACAACUAGCGCGAAAUAAUAUUCGUUUAUUAAAAAUAUUUCGCAACAAAUGUGCUGCAUUGCGUCAACCAAGUGAAAUUGAAGUCGGCAACAAAAACAGAAAACAAAACAAAUUAUACUUGCUGGCGUCUCGCACACACACAAUCACACACAUCUAUAGAUCGUACAAAAAAGAAAAGACAAUGAAAAUGCAGCUAAAGUGAAACAACAAACAGUUUAGUAAGCAAGAAUUAAGAGCAAGUAAAAAAACUGUGAUAAUUGUGAGCUGGCAGCUAGUACAUAAAUACAAAAAAAAAAAGAAACUAAAAAGAAUCAAUAACAAAAUGGAUAGCAGCAACACAGUCGAAGCUAACAAAAUAGUCAACUAUGCGCUGCCUCAACUUAGCAGCAGCAGCAACAACAACAACAAUAAUAAUAAUGCAGCAUCAACAACAGCUGUUCUUACACCCACCACCCCCUCCUCAUCCUCUACCCACUCCAUGUCCACGCCAACGAAAGAAUUUGCCAAUGCACAAAUGCUGCGGACCAUUAGAGAAAAGCUGCUGCGUACUCCGCCCGGCGGCAUUUGUGAGCUGCAUACUGCGCUUGGUUUUGCGGAGCAGACGAGCAGUUGGAUUCUUGCAACUGGAGCUGGAACUGGAACGGGAACGUGUGUUGGAGCCGAGCAGCCUGUGAGAGUGAUAAAGAGCCGUUAUUUGAUCAGUGCCCAGCCAAGUCCGAUUUCGGCAGCAGCUGCAGCCAAAACACCUGCCUCCUACCGCCACCUCAUCGAUCUGACAUCAUCGAAUCUGCAGUGCGUCGAUCUCUUCACUGGCCAACAUUUUCUCUGCAAGAUCAUCAACGAGCCGCUGCACAAAGUGCAACGCGCUUACUUCCAACUCGAGCAGGACGAGAAGCAGCUGUGUCGCAGCACCAUUUAUGGCCAUACGCUUAUCCGGGGUGUUCAUGAUCUAGUUCCGUUGUCCAAGAAUCGCACCUACAUCAUUAUUGCGCCAGUUGCGGUUCACUCCAAGCAGCGGGAGCAGCGUGUCUAUGAGAAUCUUCACACUUACAUCCGACACGAAAAGCGACUGUGCGAGGCGGAGGCGAGGGCGAUCUUCCAUCAAAUCUGCCAGACGGUUCAGGUUUGCCAUCGCAACGGGAUCAUUCUGCGCGAUCUCAAACUGAAGCGUUUCUACUUCAUCGAUGAGGCUAGAACUAAACUGCAAUAUGAAUCGCUGGAGGGCUCAAUGAUACUCGAUGGCGAUGAUGAUACGCUGAGUGAUAAGAUCGGUUGUCCGCUGUACACCGCACCGGAGUUGCUCUGUCCGCAGCCAACGUAUCAGGGAAAACCGGCGGAUAUGUGGUCACUGGGAGUGAUACUCUAUACGAUGCUCGUCGGCCAAUAUCCCUUCUAUGAGAAGGCCAAUUGCAAUCUGAUAACGGUUAUACGACAUGGCAAUGUCCAAAUACCGAUGUCAUUGUCCAGAUCGGUGCGUUCGUUAAUGUUGUCGCUGUUGCGCAAGAACUACACGGAGCGAAUGACGGCAUCGCAUAUAUUCCUAACGCCCUGGCUGAAGGAGCAGCGACCAUUUCACUUAUACCUCCCGGUCAAUGUGCAAAUUGACGACGACUGGGAUGGGGAUGAGCUCGAUGAGCGCAUGGACGUUUGCGGCGAGGAGACCGAAUUGUGCCAUCUGCCGAGUGAUAAAAAUGAUGUUGGCUACGAUGAGGAUAUUGGUGUGGAGCCACUCGACUAUACGCACACCACCCUCAGCAGUGCCAACGAAACGACAAUUGCUGCAGAUGCUGCUGCCAAUGAUGACGAGAAUGAUGAUGAUGCGGAUGAGGAUAUGGGCUGAACACUGCCGGAUCUUGAGCCGUACACAAAGUGCCACUGGAAACUCGCAUUGUCGUAAACGCUGGCGCGUGAUCUCAAUCUCGUUGACUCGAUUGAUUGAGCUAUUCGAGAUUUUGAGGUUCAAUGCGUGACCGACCUUGUUGCGUUGCCUCAAGGUGCGCAUUGCGUAUUGAUUGAUUGCGCCCGCUCUCUACGACGAUGACCGAGCCUAAGGCGGCCCACGCUCUCCACGUCACCAUCAUCAUCAACAACAACAUCCAGAUCAUCAUUCUCCUGGAGGAAACUCUCACAAAAAAAAAAACAAAAAAGACUUUGUAGCCUCGCUCACCUUAAAUGUACACACACUUACACACACACACACACACUAAAUACAAAAAAACUCACUGCCUUCCAAAAGUGUAACGAAUUUAGUUCGUUCGACUUGUCGAGUUCUUAAUCUGUAUAGUUUUUCGCACACAUGUUGGAGGAGGAGCAUCCUCGUAACUGAUUCUUCCUAAAUGAGAAACCUAUGUACAAUACAUAAAUUAAUAUUUUGCUGUAAA
Messenger RNA from Drosophila grimshawi, 2493 nucleotides. RefSeq names its product tribbles. Lineage: Eukaryota; Metazoa; Arthropoda; Insecta; Diptera; Drosophilidae. Bases 435 to 1952 code for a protein of 505 amino acids. The record is from RefSeq and is a predicted model, not a curated record. Gene Ontology annotation, biological process: regulation of MAP kinase activity; protein phosphorylation; positive regulation of proteasomal ubiquitin-dependent protein catabolic process. Gene Ontology annotation, molecular function: ATP binding; protein kinase activity; mitogen-activated protein kinase kinase binding. Gene Ontology annotation, cellular component: nucleus. The transcript has 2 exons.